Amaranthus tricolor (Joseph's coat) is the source of this 624-nucleotide messenger RNA. RefSeq lists its product as uncharacterized. The record is from RefSeq and is a predicted model, not a curated record. Bases 1 to 624 code for a protein of 207 amino acids. The transcript is spliced from 2 exons. Lineage: Eukaryota; Viridiplantae; Streptophyta; Magnoliopsida; Caryophyllales; Amaranthaceae. Gene Ontology annotation, molecular function: nucleic acid binding; zinc ion binding.
AUGGUGAGGAAGGGGAAGCCAUUUAAGCGCUCGGGCAAGAAGGAAAGCUUUAAAGGGAAAAAGAAGAAGAAUUUUUCGCUUAAGUCAAGUGCUGCUAAGAGUACCAAGGACAAGAAGGUAACCUCUUCGAAAUCCGAUUCCGAAUGUUUCUAUUGCAAGAAGAAGGGACAUUGGAAACGGGAUUGCCUCAAAUUCAAGGAAGAUAAGAAGAACGGCACCGUUGUUCUUCAUCACGGACAAAGGAUAAAUUGGAGGCUAGAGAAGGGCGAGGUCGAGCUUCGGGUCGACAAUGGAGAAAGGAUGUAUGUCGUAUCCGUUGGAACUCUCUGUUUGUCUUUGCCCUCUGGGCUUGUUUUAGAGCUUGAAUAUUGUUAUCAUGUUCCUAGAGUUACCAAAAACAUUAUUUCAAUUUCGGCGUUGGACGCCAAGGGCUUUGAAAUUCGAAUCAAGAACAAUAAUUGUUCAUUUUAUUUCGAUAAUGUUUUUUAUGGUAAGGCAUAUUCAGAAAAUGGUCUUUAUGUGCUUUCUCUAGACAAACAAAUUUAUAACAUUGAUGAUACCGCCAAAAGAGCUAAGACCAUUGAGUCGAAUCAAACCUACUUGUGGCAUUGUUGUCUUGGCUAA